Molecule: messenger RNA, 2046 nt
Organism: Mercurialis annua (annual mercury)
Lineage: Eukaryota; Viridiplantae; Streptophyta; Magnoliopsida; Malpighiales; Euphorbiaceae
Exons: 2
Coding region: 1-2046 (681 amino acids)
Molecular function (GO): nucleic acid binding; RNA-DNA hybrid ribonuclease activity
Source: RefSeq, a predicted model, not a curated record
AUGGUCAGAUUCAAGGAUUCUUUUCAUCCUACCAGGGGUAUUAGGCAAGGAGACCCUUUAUCUCCGCUGUUAUUUGUUCUUUGUGCUCAAGGAUUUUCUCAUAUGAUAGAACAAGCUGUUCUGUACAAACAGAUUUCUGGUAUUCAGCUGACUAAACAAGGUCCAGUGCUUUCACACUUAUUAUUUGCUGAUGAUUCAAUUAUCUUCUCAAAGGCAGAUGUUCACACCAGUGGUCAACAGAUAAACUUUGGCAAGUCAGCAUUAUUUUUUAGUGCAAAUGUGACAAUUGAAAGGAGAAAUCAGAUUUCACAGCUUUUCAACAUACAACAUCAGAAUUCCCAUCAUAUGUAUUUAGGUACACCUACAUUUAUUGGAGCUUCUAAAACUCAAACUUUCAAUCAUAUAGUUCAUAAGAUUCAGCACAAACUUCAUGGUUGGAAAGAAAAGUAUCUGUCAAUAGGAGGUAAAGAAGUUCUAAUUAAGGCAAUAAUUACUGCUAUUCCAAUAUACACAAUGAUGUGUUUUAAAUUGCCUAAGUCUUUGUGUGCUAAAAUAAAUCAAUUAGUGGCUGUAUAUUGGUGGGGACAACAGGGAGAUGAACAUAAAAUCCAUUGGAUUGCUUGGUCUGCAUUUUGUCAAGGGAAAUGGCAGGGGGGAUUAGGCUUUAAGGAUUUGAAUUAUUGUAAUCAAAGUUUAUUGGCAAAACAAGUUUGGAGAUUGGUUCAAUCUCAACAAUCUCUCUUAUUUCAGGUUCUUAAGGCCAGGUAUUUUCCAAAAACUGAUAUAUUACAUGCUACAAUUGGUAAAGCACCAUCUUGGGGAUGGAGAAGCAUGAUACAUGGAUUAAGAUUAUUGCAACAAGGUUUACUUUGGCAGAUUAAUUCAGGAAAGCAAGUUCAGUGUUUUACAGAUCCUUGGGUACCUACGACUUAUCCUUUUCUUCCUCAAUUAAGAAAUUCAAAUUUUAUUAUUGACAACUCUGUCAAAGUAUCAGAUCUUUUCUAUCACCAAACUUCAAUCUGGGAUGUAAGAAAAGUAUAUACUCUAGUUCAACAACAGGAUGUUGAUCUCAUAGUUUCCAUGCCACUAUCUUUAUUUCAAGUACCUGAUAGGUUGAUUUGGAAGUAUACUGCCAAUGGAGAAUUCACUGUGAAAUCAGGUUAUCACUUAGCCUUACAAACUACUUGUUCUUCACAGCAUUUUCCUAUUCCUCACUUUACUGCUGCUCAUUGGAAAUUUUUGUGGAAUUUAAAUGUUCCUAAUAAGAUAAAGAUUUUCAUUUGGCGAGCAAUCAAAAAAGGGCUACCUUGUGGAACAGCUAUGCAACAUAGGUUGCAAAUUGACUGUGUGUGCAGCUAUUGUGGACAUGAGGAAACUGUGGAACAUAUUUUCUUUCAAUGCCCGCAGACUAUUCAAGUUUGGUAUCUAAGUCCUCUUUCAUUGAGAGUGGCAGAUUUACCACAGGUUCAAUUCUCUCAGAUCUGGUUAACUAUUGUUCAUCAACUUCAGCAAUUGGAUGCUUCAGGUCAAAGUAUGCAAUUAUUUUGUUUCCUGUUAUGGCAAAUCUGGAAAUCAAGAAAUCAAGCAAUUUUUGAGCAUCUUCAAAUUCAUCCAUUAGAAACAACUAUUCAGGCAGGGCAAGUUUGUCAAGAAUUCAUCACUUAUCAUAUUCCUUUAUACACAGGUCCUCCAAAGGGUAUUCCUGCUUUAAUACAUCAUAGAUUUCAGCUUCCACUUCCAGGUACUUUGAAACUUAAUUAUGAUGCAGCUUUAAAUAUCAAGUUUAAAUUUGGAACGAUGGGGGUGGUGGCUAUUGAUCACUUAGGUGUUAUUAGAGACAAAUUCUCAGCUUUUUUUCGACAUAUCUGGGAUCCUGAGACAUUAGAAUUUUUAGCACUCAGACAGGCUAUGCUAUGGGCAAUUUCAAAUGACUGGAAACAAGUGAUUUUUGAAGGGGAUGCCUUGCAAAUAUCUCAGACUCUUAACUUACAGUCUUCAUGCAAAUCUGAUGUUUGGGGUGUUUGUUUGGAUAUUUUGCAUCUCUGA